UCUAGCUUCACUGCUUGGGAUUUUGACAGCUGAACUGCGACUGGUAAAUGGCUCAUAUCCAUGCUCUGGAAGAGUGGAAGUCUAUAAUAAUAGUGAGUGGGGGACAGUGUGUGAUCAUGGCUGGGACAUAAGUGAUGCUAAUGUUGUUUGUAGAGAACUGGGAUGUGGAACUGCCAUUUCAGCACCCGGAAGUGCUCACUAUGGACAAGGAAAUGGGACAAUAAUGAUGGAUGAUGUAAACUGUACAGGAUCUGAAUCUUCACUGAAACAUUGUUCCUUCUCUGGAUGGCAAAAGCAUAACUGCAAACAUCAUGAAGAUGCUGGAGUUCAAUGUGCAGUGAAACUGCGACUAAUAAAUGGCUCAAAUCCAUGUUCUGGCAGAGUGGAAGUCCUUUAUAACAAUGAGUGGGGAACAGUUUGUGAUGAUGGAUGGGAUGAAAAUGAUGCUAAUGUUGUCUGUAGAGAACUGGGAUGUGGAAAUGUCAUUUCAGCACCAGGUUCUGCUUUCUAUGGACAGGGAAGUGGACCAAUAAUGAUGGAUGAUGUAAACUGUCAAGGAUCUGAAUCUUCACUGAUGCAGUGUUCCUUCAGAAGAUGGAAACAACAUAACUGUGGACACAGCAAAGAUGCUGCAGCUCAGUGCACAGUGAAACUGCGACUAAUAAAUGGCCCAAAUCCAUGUUCUGGCAGAGUGGAAGUCCUUUAUAACAAUGAGUGGGGAACAGUUUGUGAUGAUGGAUGGGAUAGAAAUGAUGCUAAUGUUGUCUGUAGAGAACUGGGAUGUGGAAAUGCCAUUUCAGCACCAGGUUCUGCUUUCUAUGGACAGGGAAAUGGACCAAUAAUGCUGGAUGAUGUUAACUGUCAAGGAUAUGAAUCUUCACUGAUGCUGUGUUCCUUCAGAGGAUGGAAACAACAUAACUGUGGUCACAGUAAAGAUGCUGCAGUUCAGUGCACAGUGAAACUGCGACUAAUAAAUGGCCCAAAUCCAUGUUCUGGCAGACUGGAAGUCCUUUAUAACAAUGAAUGGGGAACAGUUUGUGAUGAUGGAUGGGAUGAAAAUGAUACUAAUGUUGUCUGCAGAGAACUGGGAUGUGGAAAUGCCAUUUCAGCACCAGGUUCUGAUUUCUAUGGACAGAGAAAUGGACCAAUAAUGCUGGAUGAUGUUAACUGUCAAGGAUAUGAAUCUUCACUGAUGCUGUGUUCCUUCAGAGGAUGGAAACAACAUAACUGUGGACACAGUAAAGAUGCCGCAGUUCAGUGCACAGAUUAUACAGUGCAGCGAAUCAUGAGUUCUAUUGCUGCACUUCUGUUUUUUUUAGUUCUAGUAGGUAUUAUUAUCAUUUGUGUUAUAAAGAAGAGGAUAAGAAAACGUAAUGCCUUGAAAAUGGAAAAUAGAAAAGGUAGGAUGACAUAUUUACAAAAUACGUUCUGUGUACAGUGCAAACUUCAGAAGGCAGUGUAUAAAGUAACAGAAAGGCUAAAUAUAACAAAAUUGUACAACAUGCGUAAUACUAAAUAA
Molecule: messenger RNA, 1519 nt
Organism: Protopterus annectens (West African lungfish)
Lineage: Eukaryota; Metazoa; Chordata; Ceratodontiformes; Protopteridae
Product: deleted in malignant brain tumors 1 protein-like
Exons: 6
Coding region: 224-1519 (431 amino acids)
Cellular component (GO): membrane
Source: RefSeq, a predicted model, not a curated record